AUGGCAAUACAAAAAAUGAGUGAAUCGGAAGAAUCGCCAAAACUUUGCGGCGUUUGCGGCGAUAAAGCUCUCGGUAAAAAUUUCUGCGCCCUUUCCUGUGAGAGCUGCAAAGCCUUCUUUCGGCGAAAUGCAUCCAAUUAUCACAAAAUGAAGUGCUAUUACGGAGAGAAAUGUGAGAUCAAUCUCGAGACCAGAACUGUUUGCCGCAAAUGUAGACUUAAAAAGUGUUUCGCUAUCGGAAUGAGAAAAGAAUGGAUACUGAAUGACGAGGAAAAAGAGGUCCGCAAACGUAAAAUACAAAACAAUAGACAUAAGAGAGUAUCCAAUAAUCAUAACAAUGAGUGCAGAAUUGUGGACAAAAUAGACGAGUCGACCAACUCUUCGUACACGCCGUCAAUGUUUGCCAACAGUAAUGAUAUAUCGGAUAAAAUGGAUAUAUUAGAAAUGAUAGGCAAUGGCAACAAAAACAACGUGAUUACAGUUAACGCCGAGAGCCUGAGUACGCAAAUCAUUGAAAUGCAGACCAAUAUGACUGAAGAGACGGACAUAUCAGUGGAGGCGUACCGGAAGGCACUGGAGCUGGAGAUGGCAGUGAUUCCGAUGGCGCGGCCGCUCACGAGUGGCCGCUUCAACGAGACGGAGAGCAUGAGGUUUACGGAACUGAUUUCGGUGACUGAGGUGUUCCGCACACCGAUACCGAAGUGCACGUCACAGGUGUGUAACUUCACGGAUGCGGUCACUGUAUUGAUGAGCAAAUGCGACGAAGAGGUGCGCGAAGUGGUGAAGGCUUUCAAACAGUUAAACGCUUUUCGCACGCUUUGCCAAUCGGACCAAAUCCUGCUCUUGAAGUAUAGCGCCAUUCAAAUGAUAUGUAUGCGGGCCGUGGUUUGCUAUGACGAUGACACCGAACACUGGAGUAUACCUCUGGACGACGACAACUCAACUCUCGUUCAAUUGAAAUUUUUGAAAGGCUAUGAGAAGGACUUAUACUCACCGAUGAAGCGCUUCCUAUGCGUUAUGGGAAAGGAAUACGAUUCCGACGAAACUAUUUUAGACCUGAUGACAGCUAUAGUUUUAUUUGGCCCAGAGCAUCCCGACCUCAUCCACAAGGAGGCCAUUAAACUCCAACAACAGGUUUACAUGUAUUUACUUCAACGAUAUUUGCAGAUGAAAUACGGGUCCGAAUGUGUGGCCAAAUGCAAGUUUAUAAGGCUUAUGAAUGGCUUGUCGUACGCCAACAAAUUGCACCAGAAGUACAUUGUACAUUUUCUCGAUGCCAUCCCAUCUGAUAUUAGCCCUCUUCUCAAUGAGAUAUGCGAUCGCAGGCCUCAACCAAAAGCAAUUACAUUUACCCUAGGUUGAUUUGAAACGU
Molecule: messenger RNA, 1372 nt
Organism: Medioppia subpectinata
Lineage: Eukaryota; Metazoa; Arthropoda; Arachnida; Sarcoptiformes; Oppiidae
Source: the annotation of a GenBank genome assembly